AUGUUGGAAACACAAGAGAAAAUAGAUACAUUUCUUAUUCGGAUCAUUCCCAAAAUACCCCCAAACAAGAGAGAUUUUGUGCAGAAUGAUCGUGGAUUUGGGAAAUCAAAUCCACAUCCAGAUAAUCAUAACCAUAUUCGUCCUGCAGUUUUUGAACUCCAACCUUGUGCUCCUCCUAAAAUAUCAAAUACAACACUUGCUGCUCAUGCAGAUCAAACUAGCAGGAGGAAAUUAGCACUUUUCCAAGUUCCUUUGUUACUAGGCAUUGGGGAAAAAGAUACAGCCCUGACUAAGGAAACUGAAAGUGGCGAAACUGAUCUUGUUUAUCUUGUUCUCUUUCAUACAUGGCAGAAGGUUGGGAAUUUUGUGCUUAUUGGGGGACGUAUGAGACUUGAUAUAGAAGAAUCACCAGUUGAUUCUAUAUAUGUAGUUGUUUGGGCAUCUCAUCAUCUUCCCCUUUAUAUGGAAAACCGGAGAAAGCAAUGCAACACUCAUGCUUGGAUGGAUGGAACAUUCAAUACUAUCAAGGUUGGACGGAGGCGUCUCUUAUCGGUCGGCAGUGAGUUGUGA
Messenger RNA from Lactuca saligna, 570 nucleotides. The record is from the annotation of a GenBank genome assembly. Lineage: Eukaryota; Viridiplantae; Streptophyta; Magnoliopsida; Asterales; Asteraceae.